Messenger RNA from Cebus imitator (Panamanian white-faced capuchin), 6469 nucleotides. It is a transcript of the gene FMN2, whose product is annotated as formin 2. The record is from RefSeq and is a predicted model, not a curated record. NCBI's taxonomy places the organism in Eukaryota, Metazoa, Chordata, Mammalia, Primates, Cebidae. The transcript has 19 exons. Gene Ontology annotation, cellular component: cytoplasm; nucleus; endoplasmic reticulum membrane. Bases 221 to 5119 code for a protein of 1632 amino acids. Gene Ontology annotation, biological process: intracellular signal transduction; intracellular transport.
CAGCCGCAGCGACUGCAGCCACGGGAGCCGCCGCACAUUAUGCAAAGCGGCGGCAGAUGCGAGCGGGGCCAGCCGGGCGCGCGUCGGCCUCCCCUCCCAGCGGCUCGCCCCGCCGCCGCCUGACUCUCCCGGGAGACUCCCCCGGCCCGGGCCCGGGGCCGAGGAGGGCCGCGAUGGCCUGAGUGCCCGCGGCGCGGCGGCGCAGCAGCGGGAUUGCACCAUGGGGAACCAGGACGGGAAGCUGAAGAGGAGCGCAGGUGAUGCCUCGCACGAAGGCGGCGGCGGCGGCACCGAGGAUGCGCUGGGGCCCAGGGACGUGGAAGCCACAAAGAAGGGGAGCGGGGGCAAGAAGGCGCUGGGCAAGCACGGCAAGGGGGGAGGGGGUGGCGGCGGGGAGUCGGGCAAGAAGAAGAGCAAGUCGGACUCCAAAGCCUCGGUGUUUUCCAACCUGCGGAUCCGGAAGAAUCUGUCCAAGGGGAAAGGCGCCGGCGGCUCCCGCGAAGAUGUGCUGGAUUCCCAGGCCCUGCAGACCGGGGAGCUGGACAGCGCUCACUCCCUGCUCACCAAGACUCCGGACCUCAGCCUGUCGGCGGACGAGACCGGCCUGUCGGACACCGAGUGCGCGGACCCUUUUGAGGUGACCCGGCCGGGGGUGCCUGGGCCUGCCGAGGCGAGGGUCGGGGGCCGGCCUAUCGCCGAGGAUGUGGAAACUGCCGCGGGGGCGCAGGAUGGACAAAGGACCAGCUCGGGCUCGGACACGGACAUCUACAGCUUCCACUCGGCUACGGAGCAGGAGGACUUGCUUUCCGACAUCCAGCAGGCGAUCCGCCUGCAGCAGCAGCAGCAGCUCCAGCUCCAGCUCCAGCCGCAGCAGCUCCAGGAGGCCGAGGAGCCUGCAGCGCCCCCCAGCGCCGUCUCCCCUCAGCCCGGGGCCUUCCUGGGCCUGGACCGGUUCCUGCUGGGGCCGAGCGGCGUGGCUAGGGAGGCCACGGGCAGUCCGGACACUGAGCAGGCGCUGUCCGCGCUCUCCGACCUGCCCGCAAGCCUGGCCGCCGAGUCCCCGGCGCCCCAGCAGCCGCCGUCCCCCGGCAGCCUCCCGGCCUCCGAGGCGCCCAGCCUCCCGGCGGCCCAACCCGCGCCCAGAGACUCGCCGUCCUCCACGGCCUUCCCGUUUCCCGAGGCCGGACCGGGGGAGGAAGCGGCCGGAGCCCCGGCGCGGGGGGCUGGGGACACGGACGAGGAGGACGAGGAGGAUGCUUUUGAGGAUGCGCCCCGGGGCUCUCCGGGGGAGGAGUGGGCCCCGGAGGUGGGAGAGGACGCCCCUCAGAGGCUGGGGGAAGAGCCCGAGGAGGGGGCGCAAGGACCUGGCGCCCCCGCGGCCGCUUCCCUGCCCGGCAGCCCCGCGCCCAGCCAGCGCUGCUUCAAGCCCUACCCGCUCAUCACCCCCUGCUACAUCAAGACCACCACCCGGCAGCUCAGCUCGCCCAAUCACUCCCCGUCCCAGUCCCCUAAUCAGAGCCCCAGGAUCAAGAGGCGGCCGGAGGCCUCCCAGAGCCAAGGGUCCAGAACUGCCCUGGCCUCCGCGGCCGCCCCAGCCAAGAAACACCGGGUAGACGGCGGCCUCGCGGGCGGCCUGAGCCGCUCGGCGGACUGGACGGAGGAGCUGGGCGCCCGCACGCCCGGGGCGGGAGGCUCCGCGCACCUGCUGGAGCGCGGGGUGGCCGCUGACCGCGGCGGUGGGGUGUCCCCGGCACUGGCCGCCAAGGCGUCUGGGGCGCCCGCGGCUGCGGAUGGCUUCCAGAAUGUGUUCACAGGGCGAACGCUGUUGGAGAAGCUGUUCAGCCAGCAGGAGAACGGGCCUCCAGAAGAAGCAGAGAAGUUUUGCUCACGGAUCAUUGCCAUGGGGCUUCUCCUUCCUUUUAGUGAUUGCUUCAGGGAACCAUGUAAUCAGAAUGCCCAGACGAAUGCAGCUUCGUUUGAUCAAGAUCAACUUUAUACCUGGGCUGCAGUUAGUCAACCCACACACUCGUUGGAUUAUUCAGAAGGACAGUUUCCUAGGCGAGUCCCUUCCAUGUGGCCACCAUCCAAACCUCCAGAUGAAGAACACGAGCUCAAGGAUGCUGAAGCAGAGUCUCAAUCUGCUGUUUCGGAAACUCCAAAAAAACGCUUGGAUGCUGUCCAGCAGGAAGUUAUUGACAUGAAGUCUGAGGGACAGGCCACUGUAAUUCAGCAGCUGGAACAGACCAUCGAAGAUCUGAGAACCAAAAUAGCUGAACUAGAGAGGCAGUAUCCUGCCCCGGACACAGAGGGGGCCAGCGGUCGCCAAGGGCUUGAGAAUGGAGUGACGGCCUCCGGAGAUGUCUGUCUCGAAGCUCUCAGGUUAGAAGAAAAGGAAGUUCGGCAUCAAAGGAUUUUAGAGGCAAAAUCGAUACAGACUUCCCCGACAGAAGAGGGCGGGGUACUGACACUGCCUCCUGUGGAUGCACAGCCGGGGGGUCCUCCCUGCUCCCCUGGGGCUGAAAGAGGACCUCAGACAAAGUUCUGUUCAGAGAUUUCUUUGAUUGUGUCUCCAAGGCGAAUAUCAGUCCAGCUCAACAGCCAUCAGUCCGCACAGAGCACCUCACAGCCUCCACAACCUCCAUCCCUUCUGUGGUCUGAUGGUCAAGGACAGCCUGGGUCACAGCCGCCCCAUUCCUCUCUCUCUACCGAGUUUGAAACCAGCCAUGAACACUCUGUUUCCUCUGCCUUUAAAAACAGCAGUAACAUCCCAUCUCCACCACCUCUGCCUUGCACAGAGUCCUCCGGCUCCAUGGCUGGCCUGGGCAUGGUGCCUCCCGCCCCUCCCCCUCUCCCUGGCAUGACAGCACCUACUCUACCCAGUACAGGCAUUCCCCCACCUCCCCCUCUGCCGGGUACAGAAAUGCUGCCACCGCCUCCCCCUCCUCUUCCUGGAGUGGGCAUACCUCCCCCGCCCCCACUUCCUGGAGUGGGAAUACCUCCUCCUCCCCCUCUACCCGGAAUGGGAAUACCCCCUCCUCCCCCUCUACCCGGAGCGGGACUACCUCCCCCUCCCCCACUUCCUGGCGCGGGCAUACCCCCUCCUCCCCCUCUACCAGGAAUGGGAAUACCUCCUCCACCUCCUCUACCCGGAGUGGGAAUACCUCCCCCUCCCCCACUUCCAGGAGGAAUACCCCCUCCGCCCCCUCUACCCGGAGCGGGAAUACCCCCUCCGCCCCCUCUACCCGGAACGGGAAUACCCCCUCCGCCCCCUCUACCCGGAGCGGGAAUACCCCCUCCUCCCCCUCUACCCGGAGCGGGAAUACCCCCUCCACCCCCUGCACCCCCUCUACCCGGAGUGGGAAUACCUCCUCCGCCCCCUCUGCCUGGUACGGGGAUUCCCCCACCUCCUCCCUUGCCAGGUAUGGGGAUUCCACCUGCUCCAGCUCCCCCACCCCCUCCACUUGGGACAGGAAUCCCUCCGCCCCCUCUGCUUCCUGCAUCAGGCCCUCCACUCCUCCCACAAGUCGGGAGUAGCACUUUACCAACACCGCAAGUGUGUGGAUUUCUUCCUCCUCCAUUGCCAACUGGCUUCUUUGGAUUAGGGAUGAAUCAGGACAGAGGGAGUAGGAAGCAGCCCAUAGAGCCUUGUCGACCAAUGAAGCCUCUUUACUGGACCAGAAUUCAGCUACACAGUAAAAGAGACUCCGGUACUUCACUUAUUUGGGAAAAAAUUGAAGAGCCAUCCAUAGAUUGUCAUGAAUUUGAGGAAUUAUUUUCUAAAACUGCUGUAAAGGAGAGAAAGAAGCCUAUCUCUGAUACCAUCUCAAAGACAAAGGCUAAACAAGUGGUCAAGUUAUUAAGCAACAAAAGAUCACAAGCAGUUGGAAUACUAAUGUCUAGUCUUCAUUUAGAUAUGAAAGACAUACAACAUGCUGUUGUGAACUUGGACAAUUCUGUGGUUGACCUGGAGACCCUUCAAGCUCUCUAUGAGAAUGUGAGUAAUAGAAGGACGUUUAUGUCUAGUACUCGACUUACGACCACGAUUGGUUCCGACAGACCAGCCGUAACACGAUUUGGUCGUAAGUUGAGUAGGCUGUAUGCACGCAGAGAUGGUAGUGCUGCCGGAAGCUGGCUGUAUGCACGCAGAGAUGGUAGUGCUGCCGGAAGCUGGUCCACACUGUCGUAUGUCCAGCUGGGCAACGUUUGCGCUGCCAGACGCAGAGCAGUCGUGGCUAGCAAUUGUGGUCAUAAAGUCGAAUGGUCUACAAUUCAGUUGCAGAUGGUAUAUGGGUCUGGGGUGGUGGAGGUUAAAGCACUUGGUGAAAUCUGCAACGACAUUGAGGAAUCUGAAUCUUUGUUUUUUUAUUGUUGUUAUUCUGUUUUACAGACAUUAAAAAAUGGCCCAGGGGUUAUGCAGGUUCUAGGUUUGGUUCUUGCCUUUGGCAACUACAUGAAUGGAGGCAAUAAGACUCGAGGACAGGCAGAUGGCUUUGGAUUGGACAUUCUUCCAAAGCUGAAAGACGUCAAGAGCAGUGACAAUAGCAGAAGCCUUUUGUCAUAUAUUGUUUCGUAUUAUCUCCGAAAUUUUGACGAGGAUGCUGGAAAAGAACAGUGUCUGUUCCCACUGCCAGAACCCCAGGACCUUUUUCAGGCCUCACAGAUGAAGUUUGAAGAUUUUCAAAAAGAUCUCAGAAAACUGAAAAAAGACUUGAAAGCCUGUGAAGUUGAAGCAGGGAAAGUAUACCAGGUCUCCUCAAAAGAGCAUAUGCAGCCUUUCAAAGAAAACAUGGAACAAUUUAUUAGUCAAGCCAAAAUUGACCAAGAGGCAGAGGAAAAUUCACUGACAGAGACUCAUAAAUGCUUUUUGGAGACUACAGCAUAUUUCUUCAUGAAACCAAAACUUGGAGAGAAGGAGGUGUCCCCAAAUGUUUUCUUCAGUAUCUGGCAUGAAUUCAGCUCUGACUUUAAAGACUUCUGGAAGAAAGAGAACAAACUUAUACUACAAGAGAGAGUGAAAGAAGCUGAAGAGGUGUGUAGGCAGAAGAAGGGAAAAUCACUUUAUAAAAUAAAACCAAGACAUGACUCUGGAAUUAAAGCAAAGAUAAGCAUGAAAACUUGAACAAUGAGAAGCAGAAUGAAAAUGAAUCAUUGCAACGACUUUCACAAAACUCAGCUGACCUGAGGGUGGGAAGGAGUCUACUGUCAUUCUGAUCAUUUUUCUUCUGGACCUCUUGCAUAAUCUUUUCAUUUUCUAGACAGUUCACUAAUUGUUGAAUUUUAUUGUAUAUUCAUAUAAAAAUGCAAAAGUACUAGACCAGUGGAGAAUUUGACACUUUUCUUUUUGUAAAAGUUUAUGGUAUUAUACGGAUAGACCAAAACAGCAUGUAUAAGAGGCAGUAUCUGCACUAAUUCUGAACAUGCUAAACAUUAACUAAAAUUCACUGUUGUGAGAAUAUUCCUUGUCACAGCAAAAACACUUUCCUUUCUACUGACAACCAGUCCUCCACAUCACAGCAUCUAGACAUAUGGAUAAAAAUGUUAUUUCUAGUGAAUUGUUUGUAUCAGUUUCAUGUCUACGUAUAAAUUUUCUACUUUAAAAUUUACCAUUUAUAAUCAGUGCUGUCCCAACUCUUGGGUUGCUCUCCAUAACUAUGUAUUUGUGAAAUAAGAUUGUCGUUUUUUUACUCAAGUCAUAUAAUAAAUUUAGAAAAGAUAUAGCAAAAGAAAAACUCUUUCCUGUAAAUGAUUUAAUGUUGGCAAAAAUCAGUUGUAAAUUUAUAGAGGGCUUUAUCAGGAUAGGUCCUUUGAGACCCCUUGAAAAGCUAGUCUGCAGCAGAGGUAAGUUAAACGAAAAAUGUGCCUCUCUAUAACUUUUUCAUGACACUUCACCAAAAAAGAAAAAUCACUCAAUAUUUUGAAGGAAUUGAAAUAAAUGAUGCUUAUAAAAUUGCCAAACGUGACUAUCAGCCAAAAAUGAAAUAAAAUUUUUGGAGGGAUUGGCAUCUGCCCAGAACCUGCUGAGUAAACAUGCCUGAAUAAGUCAGCUCCUAAUGCAUUGUGAUGGUUUUGUCUAACAGGAGAGCUGGGGGUUUUUAAAAUUACUUUUAAUGAUCUUUGUUACAAGUUAUAGUUGUGGAUAAAGGGGAGAAUUUAUUGCUCUUGCAAACCAAUUAUGGAAAGCAACUUAAGAAAAACAAUGUUCUAAAUCAUCACUGUUUGUAUUUAUGUAAAGUACGGUCUCUUACUUUUUAGUUUGUAGUUUAAAUGCAAAGAAACAGUCGUGGUUUUUUUCCCAUUGUUUUGUAGUAUUCCUGUCCCCUUCAGUCCUUCCAGUGUGUAUAUUACCAUUCUCCAAUGAAAUAAUAGGGCAUUUAACAAAGAUCGCUAUGUGCAAUAUUGUAUUUAGUGUUUCUAUUUCAAUUUUUCUAGGAUGUUAAUUUAUAUGAAAAUAAAAUGAAUAAUAAAAGAA